AUGACAAUGUCGCGAAUUCCGUUCCCGUUUGAAAUUAAAGAUGUGGAAGAAAAUCUGGCUAAGGAACUUAUGGUGCAUUAUACAGGAGAACUGACGGGCUUCGUGCAAGUUGGUCCCAAGAAAUAUUUCUUCCCCCAUAAAUAUAAGGAGGAAGCUGAAGACAUUUACAAUAUCCCGGUGAAGCCAGAUGACGUGUACGUUGUUACAUUUCCUAGAUCAGGCACUACAUGGACGCAGGAGCUGGUCUGGUUGGUGAAAAAUGAUCUCGAUUUUGAAUCUGCCAAAGAAACACCGUUACCAUUCAGAUUUCCAUUCCUGGAGAUUUCAGUCAUAAUACACCCGGUGUUUCUAAAGCCGAUGAUAGAAGACAGCAUAGCAAACCCAAGAAAAUUCCACGUUGCGGAUACGGCGAAACCGGGCGCAGUGAAGGCGGCCAAUUUGAAAUCGCCAAGGUUCAUCAAGAGCCACCUGCCUCUGUCGUUGCUCCCACCAGGGCUGCUGGAUACGGCUAAGGUGGUGUACGUGGCACGGGACCCAAGGGAUUCGGCGGUUUCCUUCUACCACUUGAGCAGAACGUACGCGAUACAGGGCGCGCCGAAGGACUUUAAGACGUAUUGGAACUACUUUAUUAAGGGUUUACAUCACUAUUCACCAAUAUUUGAACACGUUAAAGAAGCAUGGAAUAUGAGACAUCAUCCGAAUCUUUUGUUUAUAUUUUAUGAAGAAUUAUCUAAGGACUUGCCGGCUGUCAUCCGUCGAGUAUCCGACUUUUUAGGUAAAGAAAUAACACAAGAGCAAGUGGAGAAAUUGGCAGACCAUCUUAAUUUCAAUAACUUUAAGGAUAACACGUCCGUCAAUCACGUGCUCAUGAAAAAUGCCGACCUCGCCGUGGAAGGGGAAGCGCCGUUCGUGAGGAAAGGUAAAGUAGGCGGUUGGAGAGACUACUUCGACGAUGAGAUGGUGGAACAAGCUGACAGAUGGCUCAAAGAGAACCUCGCCGACACUGACCUGAGAUAUCCUUCAUGGGAACUGACAGAUUUCCCCACGAAAGAUAGAAAAAAUUCGAUUAACGUAGACUACAUGCGAACACCGCAAGGACGCACCUAGAAUAACUUCAAAUAUCAAUUCUGUGCUAUAUGACUGUUUUGA
Molecule: messenger RNA, 1149 nt
Organism: Zerene cesonia (dogface butterfly)
Lineage: Eukaryota; Metazoa; Arthropoda; Insecta; Lepidoptera; Pieridae
Product: sulfotransferase 1C4-like
Exons: 7
Coding region: 1-1107 (368 amino acids)
Biological process (GO): sulfation
Cellular component (GO): cytoplasm
Molecular function (GO): sulfotransferase activity
Source: RefSeq, a predicted model, not a curated record